This is a messenger RNA of Peronospora farinosa, 654 nucleotides long. NCBI's taxonomy places the organism in Eukaryota, Oomycota, Peronosporomycetes, Peronosporales, Peronosporaceae. The record is from the annotation of a GenBank genome assembly.
AUGAGCAAACGCCGCGCAAUCCGUAAAAUGUUGACGAUAUCGGACGGAUACUGGGGAUUUGUGCAUCAGAAACGCUUCUAUCGAUGGAUGUACGCAUCGCUAACGUUCUUUGCCAUCUUUGCCGUGGUCGUGGCUUUCUUUGACGUGGGUGCCGGUACGACACAUGCUGCACGCUUUGUGGCCAGUAAGUACACGCAGGGCCAAUUAGACGAGAAUCUGCGGCUGUUGCAAUGGAUUUACAUUUUCUACCCGACACCGUGCGCUUUUGCGUGGAUCCUCGUCUAUUUUGCCAAGUUCUUCUUUUGCUGGGAGAUCAAGCGUCUGCGCAAGGCGCGGAAUUACAAGUACAAUCUCAUGUUAGCGUCAUUAAUUGUCGCUGUCUUCUAUGCUUUUGUCCUGAAAUCGGUGCUCAAGAUGACGCUCUACUCGGGCCCUAAACUCCGUAGUGCGAUUCUUAUUGGACUCUGUGAGCUUGGCCUUGUAGGUAUUGAGGUGUUUGAUGAACGGAAAAAGCGCAAGGAUCGUCAUCAAAAGAAGAAAUUGCUACGAGAACAGCUGGCAGCUGACGAGCAGACAUACCGUCAACCUCAACUUAAAUCUGACGCGGAGCAGCAGCAAUUGGCACAUGCUAUAGACCCUGCGGCCAUGCUGUAG